ACUGCUAUCAGGGAGAUUAGAAAUACAAAUAUAUAAGGAUUGGCUGGUGGUAAUUCAGUUAUUGGAUUACCUAGUAGCCUUCAGUCACCAUGUCUUUCCUCGGCAAAACUUACACCUUCGUCAAACAGGAGAAUAUGGACGGAUUCCUGAAAUCUGUCGGUCUCCCUGAUGACAAAAUCGAACCAGUCUUGAAGUUCACUCCUGAACAGAAGAUCAUUCAGGAAGGUGAUGGCUACAAGUACAUCACUCAGGGUCGUGAUGGACCUAGAGAAGUCACAUUCAAGUCUGGAGUAGAAUUCGACGAUCUUAUUGGACCUGAGAAGUUUCCCGCUAAGACUACAUACGUCGUUGAUGGCAACAAAGUGACACAGACCAUCAAAUCAGCUAUGGGAGUCGGCACCUUCACCAGGGAGUUCGUUGGCGACGAACUCAUUAUUACCAUGGUCACCGACAAAUGGGACGGCGUUGCCAAGAGAUACUACAAAGCUGCUUAAGUUAAUUCUUACCUACUUAGAUUUUUUAAUUUAUUUUUUCUAAUAAAAUACUAAAAUUUAAAAA
This is a messenger RNA of Helicoverpa armigera (cotton bollworm), 558 nucleotides long. Its product is annotated as fatty acid-binding protein 1. The record is from RefSeq and is a predicted model, not a curated record. The transcript is spliced from 4 exons. Gene Ontology annotation, biological process: fatty acid transport. Bases 90 to 494 code for a protein of 134 amino acids. Gene Ontology annotation, cellular component: cytosol; nucleus. Gene Ontology annotation, molecular function: fatty acid binding. Lineage: Eukaryota; Metazoa; Arthropoda; Insecta; Lepidoptera; Noctuidae.